Rotaria socialis is the source of this 855-nucleotide messenger RNA. The record is from the annotation of a GenBank genome assembly. Lineage: Eukaryota; Metazoa; Rotifera; Eurotatoria; Philodinida; Philodinidae.
AUGUCUGAAGAACAAAAUGAUCAAUAUCUUAUUUAUUCGGAUGUAUUUUCAGCAAUACAAGAUAAAACAAAAUCUGGAGAAUUUUUUAAAAAUUCUAUUCAAUUCUUUAUAAUAUCAAAUGAGAAACGUGCAGAUAUUAAUCUUGUCGAUGAUGACGACGGUGAUCCAGAUUUAUGUCGACCAGAACGUAUUGAUUUGACUUUAGUUCAUCGCAAUGAAACUAACGUAUCUGAAUGUGGAUAUCAAUUAUGGAAUGGCGCUUUACUACUGUGUGAUUAUAUUUUAACAAAUUCAUGUCGAUUUUCAAAUAAAACAAUAUUUGAAUUAGGUGCUGGUAUUGGUCUUUGUAGUCUUAUUGCAAGUCGAUUGGCUUCUAAAGUGAUUUGUACAGAUCACGAUAAUGACCUGUUAGAUGUAGUCAGACAAAAUAUUGAAUUAAAUGAUGCUGUUUGUAGAAAAGAAUGUAUUGAAAUACAAGAAUUUGAUUGGAAACAAUUUAAUUUAAAUGAAAUCGAUGAUCGUAUCGAAAUUGUUUUUGCAGCUGACGUUAUUUAUGACGAUGAUAUAACGGAUGCAUUGUUUAAUGUUUUAAGAAAAUGUUUUCAAGAAAAAUUCAAACUUCAUUCAAUUUAUAUUACUGUUGAAAAGCGAAUUAAUUUCUAUCUCGAUACACUGUCUGUUCGAUGUCCAGCCUAUGAAUAUUUUCUUGAAAAAUUGCAUGAUUUUCAACAAGACUUUCCAGUUCUGACAUUCGAAAAAAUGAAUACAGAUUUUAAUUCUAUAAAGCAAUGCACGAAAAUUUACGAACGAACAAAUGAAUUGGUACAAAAAAGAAGAUUCUGCUAUUUUAUUUAA